Trichoderma harzianum CBS 226.95 is the source of this 2241-nucleotide messenger RNA. RefSeq lists its product as hypothetical. Gene Ontology annotation, cellular component: nucleus. Bases 196 to 2133 code for a protein of 645 amino acids. Gene Ontology annotation, biological process: regulation of transcription by RNA polymerase II. The transcript has 2 exons. NCBI's taxonomy places the organism in Eukaryota, Fungi, Ascomycota, Sordariomycetes, Hypocreales, Hypocreaceae. The record is from RefSeq and is a predicted model, not a curated record.
CAGCAACAUCGCAAACCAUCUCUCUCAAGCUCCAUUGAACCAACCCGCGACUCCAGGUUCCAAGCGCAAGAGAUUCACAGCCAUCUCUCGCUGAAAGACAAAGAGUCCAGCACUCGCGCCGCGCUUCACCAAGGCUGCGCGCGAAGCAAUCAGUCAAAACCAGCUUUCCGCCACGAGUCUAAACAGCCUUUCACAAUGGCCUCUCUGGCCGAGCAAAGCUUCAGCAUGUUCCCCCAGCAGCAGGAUGAAUACACCCACUUCGAAUCAUCCCACGUCCCCGUCUACUCCUCCGCGCCCAUGGAUCUGAGCAUCGCCGCCGAUGCCUACGGCUCAUAUGUCCAGCGCGCGCCCAGCCAAGAGCUCUAUACCAGCCCCAGCACCAUCAGCUACGAGCCUUCAUUAUACACUGCCGAUAACACCUACAUCAUGAACGGGCCUACCUCUCCUGGAAUGUACGGCGACGAUUAUCUGCCCUCGUCCGGCCUGUCCACUGCCUCGGCGCCUUCUGCUCCUUCGUCCGCUGUCGGAUCUCCCUUGUCAAACCAUGGCCAGAUCAUGGGAGACUGGACUGUGCAAGGCCUCGGUAUCCAGCCGGGCAUCGCCAACAGCGACUUUGUCGAGUUCUCAGCCUUUGGCCCCAACGGAUUGGACGACAUGUCGGCCUUUGAGUUUGCCAGCCUGGCGCACCCCAAGGGCUUUGUUGGUAAGUUGUUUUCUCUACUAGAUCCUUCUCUGAUCCAUCCGGAAAUCUCCAGCCGGCCAAUGGCCAUUCCCUCUUAUGAGACUCACUACCAGCCUGCCGCCCCUCAGUAUCCCACUUCUCCUUCUGCGCUCUCAUCCUCUCCUCAACCUCAUAUGAUUCGCACCGGCAGCUCCUCGCCAUACCUGCAGAACGGAUCCUUUCAGCCAGCCACAACCUACAACACCAGCCCGUAUGCGACAUCAACCACCAUGACUCCCGGAGCCGGUGUUGGACCUCGCCGCCUGAGCAUGAGCAAGGCCAGCAACAGCGGCAGCAACUUCAUCUCCCCCGUCUCCGCCGACUACCCCAGCGGCGAUGAGAUCAAGGAGAAGCACAUGUGCACCUAUCCCGAGUGCGGCAAGACCUUCAAGGAUCUCAAGGCGCACAUGCUCACUCACCAGACUGAGCGACCCGAGAAGUGCCCCAUCAUGACGUGUGAAUACCACGUCAAGGGGUUUGCUCGCAAGUAUGACAAGAACCGCCACACCUUGACCCACUACAAGGGCACCAUGGUCUGUGGCUUCUGUCCCGGAUCUGGCUCCGCGGCUGAGAAGUCGUUCAACCGCGCAGAUGUCUUCAAGAGACACCUGACUGCCGUCCACGGCGUUGAGCAGACUCCCCCCAACAGCCGCAGAAGAGCUUCCGGUGCCGUCGCGCCAAAGACUCUCGCUGGCUAUGCCCCCGACGCCACUGGCAAGUGCAGCACCUGCUCGCAGACCUUUACCAAUGCUCAAGACUUUUACGAGCACUUGGACGACUGUGUUCUGCGCAUUGUUCAGCAGGAGGACCCCGCCGAGGCCAUCAACGCAAAGCACCUGUCCAAGGUUGCUGACGAUAAGGACGUUCACCAGACUCUGGAGAAGAACAACCUUCCUGCCACCACCCAGACUUCUGUGACCGAGGACGACGAGGAUGACGACGACAUGGCUGACGACGACGAGGCGGACGAUGUUGCCAAGUCGGCCUAUUCGUCUUUGAAGAAGAAGAACUCUCUCAACCGCGUCUCCAAGUCUCGCGGCAUGACCCACUCCCGAGGUGGUGUUCCCUUGUCUACCAAGUCGCGUGGUCGCAACAAGCGCCGCGACUACCCUUCCUCUUGGGGUUUCAACAAGGGACAGAUGACGAUGAAGAAGCGCGUCCUGGCUGUCUUUGACGGCCCUCGACGCCUGGCCAAGGAUGACAUGAUGCUCUCCACCGACCACGAGGUCCGCAUCAAGCUCUCGGAUGGCAAGUCUUAUGUGACCGAUCUUGAUGUCCAGACCUUGAAGCGUGCCGAGGGCUUCCACAACGCUUCCGAUGAUGAGAAGGGCCCUUGGAUCUCCGACGACCCCACGGAGGAGCAGCUCAAGGAGAUGCAGCGGAUGCUGGACACCGGUGCUUCUGACUUGUAAGUUGGAAGGGCUACUACUCUCGCCCGAGAGAAAAGAAGAAACUCGAAUUGAAUCAAUACUUGAUAACAUGACUUUUAUAAAGCAUGGCAGACGGCGCAUGGGAUCUCU